AUAUAUAUGUCUGCCGAGGAGGUUCUGAUUUCUAAAGGAAGCCCAGAACUAAAUCCAAAGACAAGAACAAGAAAACGCAGACUUAUUUUCUUUGAGUAUUUUUUAUUGCUCGUAGUAUAUGAGAGCUUCUAUAUAUCGAAACUUUCUUUUCAGAUUACAUCCAACAACUACUGCCAAGGCUAGUAAGAUUACCAACCAUACCAGGAAUAUCAUGUCUGAAUCAGAUCAAUCCACUGGUUUCAGCACACCCAGAUUGGUGACCAAGAAGGUCCUGGCCAAGCUCCAACAUGAAGGUGAGGGUGCUGUCGUUAGGAGAAGCAUUGGAAGGAGUGAGCUGAAGUUCUUGGAUCCUUUUCUCAUGUUGGAUGAUUUUUCAGUGUCCCCCCCUGCUGGAUUUCCUGAUCAUCCUCACAGAGGUUUUGAAACUGUUACAUACAUGCUGCAGGGAGGCAUCACUCAUCAGGAUUUUGCAGGACACAAGGGUACAAUCCAUACCGGAGAUGUGCAGUGGAUGACGGCAGGAAGAGGUAUCAUCCACUCAGAAAUGCCUGCUGGAGAAGGUGAGCAGAAGGGUCUGCAGCUGUGGAUAAAUCUAUCUUCCCAGGACAAAAUGAUUGAACCAGGGUAUCAAGAACUUUUAAGCGAUGACAUAAAAACAGCAGAGAAAGAUGGGGUUGAAGUGAGAAUUAUAGCAGGGAAAUCAAUGGGAGUGCAGUCUCCAGUUUAUACCAGGACACCAACAAUGUAUCUGGAUUUCACUCUGAAACCUAGAGCUCAAAUGAAUCAAGGUAUUCCAGAAUCAUGGAAUGGGUUUGUGUAUAUUAUUGAAGGUGAAGGGGUCUUUGGCAAGCCAGCUUCUUCGUCUGUAACUGCUCAUCAUGUCCUGGUUUUAGGUCCUGGAGAUGGUUUAAGUGUGUGGAACAGGUCUUCUAAGCCACUGCGAUUUGUGCUGAUUGCCGGACAGCCGAUUAACGAGCCUGUGGUUCAGUAUGGACCUUUUGUGAUGAACACACAGGCAGAAAUUGAUCAGACCAUUGAGGACUACCACUAUAGCAAAAAUGGGUUUGAAAUGGCCAAGUAUUGGAGAUCCCAAUGAGUGGUUUAGAAGCUUUCUGCAAACCAUGAAAGCACAUUACGACUGUUAAAAGCAAAAAAGUAAGAAGAAAUAAAAGACACAUCACCUUCAUCUGUCUCUAUCUUUCAACAUCUGCCUUCACACACAGCAAUCCCACAUAGAAGCUGAAAAGGACGUUUUCUUUUCUCAUUGGAGCAAAAAUGAUUCUAGAAGGUUGAAAAGUGCAGCUGGAGAAGCUGAGAUGAUUAUCACUAAAGUCAUGAUGGGUCGGCUUAUCUUAGUUGAUCUCCUUAUUAUUAGUCUUUUACUUGAAUUUUCCCCUUUUAAUCACACUUUAUAGUGGUAGGUUGAUCA
This is a messenger RNA of Populus trichocarpa (black cottonwood), 1429 nucleotides long. RefSeq names its product pirin-like protein. The transcript is spliced from 7 exons. Lineage: Eukaryota; Viridiplantae; Streptophyta; Magnoliopsida; Malpighiales; Salicaceae. The record is from RefSeq and is a predicted model, not a curated record. The coding region runs from base 119 to 1096 and encodes 325 amino acids.